AAUUUGAUUUUAUUGAUGCUAGGCGCUAAUUUAUUGCUUUCGUGUUGUCUUCCUGUUCUUUAAGAGAAAGUGGAUGAUGAAUAAUGGAAUUACGUCAAUAAUUUUUUUUUCUUCUUUGCUCGAAAACCACACAAUAAUAAAUGUUUUUUUGUGCGUUGUCUGGGGCGUUUCGGAUAAAAUUGUUGUGUUAUCUUCGCGGAAUUAAACAGCCAGCUAUUGAACCAAACAUUCCUUGCAUCGCAUUCGUUGUUUGUGUUACAGAUCGUGUGUGUGUUUGUUCAUUUAACUAACUAAAGAAAGAAUUAAAUUUUCAUUGCUAGUUCAUGCACAAGAACUAUGACUAUUCCAUCACGACCAGCUCCACCUCCUCCACAAUCAGUACGCACUCAAGACCGCCAACAUUCGUCGUCAAUAAAUCAACCACAAUCACGAUACGGAUCAACAAACUGGGCAUCGUUCGACAAUAACCUGUUCGAACAACCAACGGACAUUGUUCAAAGUAAAAAGAAUGCGCCGCCUCCAAGGCCUCCGCCACCUAAAAUCAGUAGUCAACCAUUCAAAAAGCCCAGUCAGCCCACAUCCGUUAACCUAUUAUCAAAUUUGUUUGGCAAAGCUAAAUUAAACGGAACAAAAGCAUCGACACACUCAUCGAAUACAUCCAGAUCUGUAACACCCAAUGAUAUACCAAAAUUGGCUGCACCUCCAACGUCAUCACAUUCGCAUGAUGCACCGCUAGAGCUUAUCAGCUUCGAUUCGCCGCCAAAUUCUCCGACGCUUACACAAAAAUCGAAUAGUGACUGCAACAGCAUCAACAGCAGUUUCAGUUCAGAUUCCAAUAAUUACUUACCUCAGAACGGUUGCACGUCACAACCGGAAAGUGGCUUCGAGGAUGAUUUUUCAUUCGGUAAAGAUCCGUGGGAAACAAAUGAUCCAUUUUCGCCGUUGCCAUACGAUGGACCGAAAUCCACAACGCCCUAUCAGAAACCGGUAACGAUCGGUUCAACGUCAUUUUAUUCGUAUGAUUUAUAUGGCAGUGGUACGGCAAAAACAUCUACUGAUUUUGUUGAUCCUUUAUGCAACGGGAAAAGUUUAUUAACGAAAGAGCCAGCGCUCACAAAACCGACCAUCAUCAAACCAGCCAUCACCAAACCGAAACCAAAAUUGAAUAAUUCAUAUCAGAACAAGGGACCAGCUCCGUCUUUGCCAAUAUCGAACAGUGCUGCUACUUCAUCGAAUCGAGUGCGAGAUGAAUUUGAUGAGAGUGAACCCAGUUAUGGUAUUGCUUUGUACGACUUUGAGCCUAUUCAAGACGGAGAUCUAAUAUUACGGGAGAACGAGAAAGUCUAUUUGCACAAGAAGCUAAACGACGAGUGGUACUACGGAAAGAAUCGUCGAGGCUGUGAGGGAAUGUUCCCGGCUAGUUAUAUCAAUGUUAAAGUGCCAAUCAGGGAAUCGUCUUCGACUAAAAAACAACCAUCUCCAGCAAUGACAUCAUCGUCGAUCCAAAAAAGUGAACCAACAGCUAGAGCCCUUUACAACUUUACUGCUGAAACUCACGAAGAUUUGUCGUUGCAGGAAAACGAUAUAAUCACCGACCUUCAACGAAUCAACGAUGAAUGGCUAUACGGUCGCAUUGGUUCCCGUCAAGGUCAGUUUCCAGCUAAUUUCGUUGAAUUUAUCACAACGUAAAUGCAACGCGUAAUUAGUGGCUGUAAACAUGGAACGUCAUGGCACCACACAUCAAUCAAAAUUCGCCUUAUUUUGUUAACGUAGAGUUCGAUUUUUGGAAGGAAAUUUUUUUAAGGCAACCAAUGUUUUGAUUCGCACAAACUGUGUAGGAAGUGUAAAACAAUCUGUAUUAUUCUAGUGAACUAAAUGAAACUUUCGAAGAAAGAGCUUUAACCGCGGUAUUUUACUGUACAGUUUCUAAAAAAUAUUUUCUCGUAACAUUAAAUUGGUAAUUUAUUGAAGUAAAA
Messenger RNA from Bradysia coprophila, 1976 nucleotides. Its product is annotated as SH3 domain-containing lethal (3) 05822. Gene Ontology annotation, molecular function: protein binding. NCBI's taxonomy places the organism in Eukaryota, Metazoa, Arthropoda, Insecta, Diptera, Sciaridae. The record is from RefSeq and is a predicted model, not a curated record.